AUUGACUUAUUCUUAGGUUAUAUAGACACAGGUGAACGUACUGGAUUGGCUCGUCCUUAAGAUUCUAUAUACACGUACACAGACCAUGGACCGUGACCCUGAAGGCCGGCAUGUGAUGUCACUGAGACUGUCCAGAGUUCUAAGUGACAUCGGCGUCACCAAACAGAUGGUCUCCCGGAGGAGGAGGUCAUUUCUAGUUUUCGAGGGAAUUCUAAAUGCUGUCGACACUAUCAGCAAUAAAAGAUAUUGUGACACUUUUGUCUUCGGUAGUCAAUCAGAAGGUACAACAACCCUAGACAUGAAUUCAGACUUAGAUGGUUUGCAAUCCAUAAAAGUGUGUCGUGUGAUACUGGACUGGGCAGACUGGGACCCAGAGAAAUUAUGCUUUCUUCUAUUGAAGAACGAACAUACUCCGCCCCAGCACUGCCGUCUACAGGUACUUAAAUACGACUGCCCAAUGCCUGCAACACUGGAUAUGUUGCCAGCAUUAAUGGAUGUGGAAAAAGACGUUGACAACAGGGUGCUGCUGAAAAACACUUGGAUGGAUGGUGCAAUACAACUGUUAUUAGGUCGACAAUUGAUAAAACGAGGGCCAUCGAGAAGUGGUCACAAAUCUAUAGAUAUAAUUAUAGCGUUUAGGUACAGCGGUCUGCUCUUCGAAUGCAAUUUCCUUUUCACAAGACCAAAGCCUGGUCACUGGCCGAGAUCUGAAAUACUCACAAAGGCACGUCAGAGUGACACUUUCCUCGUCCCACAAGGUCACGCCGAGAGUGAUCAGUCAGAACUGGAAUGGAGAUUCGGCACGCCACUAAUUGAAAGGCUGCUAAUGUUUGAUCUCAAUAUUUUGCAAAUACAGGUUUACACAUUUAUAAAAAUCUUACGAAUUACUUUUUUCAAACCGUUAGUUGGUGAUAGACUAAGCACGUUUCAUUUUAAAACCGCUCUUUUGUUUACUCUGGAGGCAUAUCCUCCUGAAAUCUGGCAAGAACGUAACCUGAUGCGGUGUGUUAUAUGCUGCCUGAAAACUCUUCAACGUUGGUUCAACCUUCGACACUGUCCACAUUACACGAUCUCGGGAGUGGACCUGUUCGUGGGGAAAUUGAGAAGAUGGGAGUUUCCUCUCCUUUUAGCAGUUCUGUCUGACAUGAUAGACAACAUCAUGGACUUUGUUUCCCAGAUACAAAUGGAACAGAUAGGAGAGAGGAUCGUUGACAGACCAAGAACAGUCAGUACAAGAUAUCAGAACACACUAGCUACAGUGAGGAUAUGCUUUGGAUCUGAUAUGUUGAAAAUAUUCGGUAUUUAUUUCAUGUCAACGACUGGAGAGAAUAACAUUUUCAAAACAAGGGACAUUAUCAUAAAAGUUCGGGAGAUAAUUUUUGAAUCCGAUAUAUUGGCAGUAUUACAACAUGCAGAAAAGUGGCUAUACCAAUACCUUGCCUCCAUGGCAGCAUCUACGUGUCUUCAACGGAACCAGCCAAUAUCACCAGACAUUUACCGCCUGUACGAGGCCUCUCUGGAUUCAGAUCUCACCUCUAGCAGAUUGAAGUUGGCAUCCAUGAUGUACUGCAGUGGUCAGUACGAGAAAGCGAAAUUGGUGUUGGCUUACACGGAGCGUCUGCUGCAUACCGAUGUUUUGCAGUGGUGUGCGUGUCCAGGAAGGUCGACGAAAUUUGCGCCUACCGAGAGGUUUUUACAAAAGGCUUAUGAGCUUCCUGUUUCGGAAGUGAUAAAACGGCAUGUUGCAUGCAGCGUUGUUUUUAAUUCAUUAGAAAUAUGUUGUGUACCUGGGUUCCUAGUAUACGAAAUGCAUAGAACAAUUAGUCCUGAAGAUUUUCAGCACAGAAAUUCAAUAAUAGACAAAUGGAUGGACCUUGUAGUUAUUGACUCCAAACUCUUUAUGUUCUACCUCCAAUACCUCACAUUCAGACAACUGGGAGAAGAAGAGAGAAGACUGGGAGCACUACACAAGUUAAAGAACUAUCUUAGAGUAGAGCAUAGAGGAUGUGUGCAUAUAGAGACUGCAUUGAAUGUAGUUGGUCACUGCUAUGAACUGGAGAACCGAUAUGAUAUGGCAUUGGCAUGGUACAGAAUAUCCCUCCGUUACUUCCCUUACAACAACGCAGCCAGAUUGCAUAUCAUGAGACUCCUUCAGCAGGCGUGAGGAAUACCAGAAGAAAUGAAGCACACAGUUAUCGCCAUAACAUGAUAGCUUUGAUAAUCCAAUUAGCAGUAAGUCGAUAGGCUCUAUUCCAUUUUCCGAUGUGUUUUGAAGUAAACCAUAUAAACUUUCAACAAGUGUUUUGAAGUAAACCAUAUACACUUUCAACAAGUGUUUUGAAGUAACCAUAUUAACUUUCAACAAGUGUUUUGAAGUAAACCAUAUACCAUUUCAACAAGUGUUUUUAAGUUAACAAUACAAUCUUUCAACAAGUGAUUUGAAGUUAACAAUAUAAACUUUCAACAAGUGAUUUGAAGUAAACCAAAUACACUUUCAACAAGUAUUUUGAAGUUAACCAUAUACACUUUCAACAAGUAUUUUGAAAUAAACCAUAUACCAUUUCAACAAGUGUUUUGAAGUUAACCAUAUACACUUUCAACAAGUGUUUUGAAGUAAACCAUAUACCAUUUCAACAAGUGUUUUGAAGUUAACCAUACAAACUUUCAACAAGUGAUUUGAAGGUAACCAUAUAAACUUUCAACAAGUAUUUUGAAGGUAACCAUAUACACUUUCAACAAGUGUUUUGAAGUAAACCAUAUACACUUUCAACAAGUGUUUUAAAAUAAACCAUAUACCAUUUCAACAAGUGUUUGAAGUUAACAAUAUAAACUUUCAACAAGUGAUUUGAAGUAAACCAUAUAAUUUUUCAACAAGUGAUUUGAAGGUAACCAUAUACACUCUCAACAAGUAUUUUGAAAUAAACCAUAUACACUUUCAACAAGUAUUUUGAAGGUAACCAUAUACACUUUCAACAAGUGAUUUGAAGGUAACCAUAUACACUCUCAACAAGUAUUUUGAAAUAAACCAUAUACACUUUCAACAAGUAUUUUGAAGGUAACCAUAUACACUUUCAACAAGUGAUUUGAAGUAAACCAUAUACACUUUCAACAAGUAUUUUGAAAUAAACCAUAUACCACUUCAACAAGUGUUUUGAAGUUAACAAUAUAAACUUUCAACAAGUGAUUUGAAGUAAACCAUAUAAUUUUUCAACAAGUGAUUUGAAGGUAACCAUAUACACUUUCAACAAGUGUUUGAAGUGAUGCUUGCUACAUGAGUGCACUUGGUGACAUAGUGACAAUAAACCGAACUUCAAGAUGUUUAAUUGAUAGCCAAUUACUAAAUUCGGCUAGACAUGUACGAUUAAACAAUACGAAAUAAUAGACACUUUUUAAACUGAUAUGUACAAAUUUGUUAUGUUAUGAAUUGACAUGUCCUUUUCUAACAAUCAAACAGGUAAUCUUUAUUGUUUGACUUGUCUUAACAUUUUAUGUAUAAUUAUGUGAUGCUUUUACGUGUGAUCAAUUUAAAAAAAUACACACUCAAACAUACAUUUUACAUAAUUUUGACUCUAAAUACAUUUUGAUGAAAAACAUUUUGCUUUGAAAAAAUCUCAAUUUCGUCUACAUUGCUUGUUAUGUCGAUGUUUAAAACAAAUUACAAUUAAA
Mya arenaria is the source of this 3666-nucleotide messenger RNA. RefSeq lists its product as uncharacterized. Lineage: Eukaryota; Metazoa; Mollusca; Bivalvia; Myida; Myidae. The transcript is spliced from 2 exons. The record is from RefSeq and is a predicted model, not a curated record. Bases 86 to 2164 code for a protein of 692 amino acids.